This is a messenger RNA of Xiphophorus hellerii (green swordtail), 1835 nucleotides long. RefSeq names its product JunB proto-oncogene, AP-1 transcription factor subunit b (gene junbb). The transcript has a single exon. NCBI's taxonomy places the organism in Eukaryota, Metazoa, Chordata, Actinopteri, Cyprinodontiformes, Poeciliidae. Gene Ontology annotation, molecular function: RNA polymerase II cis-regulatory region sequence-specific DNA binding; DNA-binding transcription factor activity, RNA polymerase II-specific; transcription factor binding. Gene Ontology annotation, biological process: regulation of cell cycle; regulation of transcription by RNA polymerase II; regulation of cell population proliferation. The coding region runs from base 346 to 1371 and encodes 341 amino acids. Gene Ontology annotation, cellular component: transcription regulator complex. The record is from RefSeq and is a predicted model, not a curated record.
CACUGACCGGGACCGAACACACCUCACCACAGGAGCAGGCAGGAGUGAGGAGAACUUGACGGGAUUGUGUACACAGCAGAAACUGAGAAAAAGAAAAGAAAAAAAACAACUUUUACCUGCUGACACUGAGCUGAAGAGAGAUUUGUUGGACCUUAGCUUUCUCUCUCUCUCUCUUUUUUAUGAUCCUGUUUUCAUUUUCGGACAGUUUUGGGGACAUUUGAGAGAUACAACCCGAGCUGCUGAUUAUUGUUCAUUAUAACAGAGAUUGAUUUUUUUUCUAGAAGCAGCCGGUAAGCUUCCACCUUUUUUUUUUGUUUGUUUUGUUUUUUCAUCCUUAACGACUUUAUGUCAACAAAGAUGGAACAGCCUUUUUAUCAUGACGACUCGUUUCUGUCGGCUUACGGCCACUCAGAUGCAGCCAUGCACGACUACAAGGUGCUAAAGCAGAAUAUGAAUUUGAACUUGACAGAGCCCUAUCGCAACCUGAAGUCUCAGCUGAGGGCCGAGGCGGACCCGUACCAGGGGGGGCAGCCGGACGUCGGGUCCCUGAAGCUCGCCUCCCCGGAGCUGGAGCGGCUCAUCAUCCAGAACAGCAACGGGGUGAUCACCAGUCCCACGCCGGGACAGUAUUUCUACAACCGGGGCAUCACCGACGAGCAGGAGGGCUUCGCGGAGGGCUUCGUGAAGGCGCUGGACGAGCUCCACAAGAUGAACCAGAUGCCCCCUCCGAACGUCUCCAUCGGAGCCGGCGGGGUUACGACGUGUUCGGCGGCGGCCUCUAGCGUCUUCGGCUCCGCGCUGCAGCCCGAGGCUCCCAUCUACACGACGCUGAACGCGUACUGUCCGAACGCGAGCACGCUCUCUUCCGCCUCCAGCUACCCCACCGCCACCAUCAGCUACCUGCCGCCUCACCACCAGCAGCAGCAGCAGCAGCAACAGCAGCAGCAGCAGCAGAGCCACACACAUACCUCGGCGCCCGCGGGACACCUCUUCCAGCACGCGCACCUGGGCUCCGGCAUGCACCCGCAGCGGCUGGUCGCCCUCAAAGAGGAGCCCCAGACCGUGCCGGACCUGCUCAGCAGCGACGGCUCGCCGCCGAUGUCCCCCAUCGACCUGGACACCCAGGAACGCAUCAAGGCGGAACGCAAGCGGCUGCGGAACCGACUCGCCGCCACCAAGUGCAGGCGGCGCAAACUGGAGCGCAUCGCCCGGCUGGAGGAGAAGGUCAAGGUUCUGAAGAGCGACAACGCCGGGCUGUCCAGCACGGCGUCAGUGCUGCGGGACCAGGUGGCCCAGCUCAAACAGAAGGUCCUGACGCACGUGAGCAGCGGCUGUCAGCUGAUGCUCACCAGCAAACUCGAGGCGUUUUAGGGGCCACGAACUCACACACGGACUGCUAAAUGACUGAAAAGUAAUAAACACUGGAGGCACGUUCCGCGACGUGCGGCACUGGACGGCACGGCCAGCCGCACGGAGCCGACUGCAGACCGCUCUGAUCCGGACUGAUUUGAAAUGGUACUUUCGGAUGCUGGUCACCGCUCAUAGGACCGUUCAACACUUCAGCAUCCAGGCCGAGCAACACGGCGGGCGCUGGUCCACAUUAAGUCGGGUUUACUAAUGGUAGAAAAUGGGAAUGAUUAUUGUACUACUUUGUAGUUUUUUUUUGUUUGUUUUGUUUUGUUUUGUUUGCAAUGCUGCAUUUAUUCUUUGUAAGUUAUUUUUGUUUGCCCGGUUGAUCCAGGCAAACUUUUGUCCAAUGUUUACAUUGUCUUUUUAUAUAUAUAUAUUAUUUGUGACGUGUAUUUAAGUAAAUUGUCUUUUGAAAUGAAAGAAAA